AUCAGACUGUCCCCCGGAACUGUCCCCUCUCUCUCCUUCUUUGCUCACCACAUCGGACGUAUUUUGAUGGAGCACACAGAGAGCGAAGCAUGAAGCAUGAAGCAGAGCGACACGGCGGGAUGUUCAUGAUAAACUGACAGAUGUAAAACAAGGUGGUUGCCAUUUCAAAGAUGGAGUCCCUUGCCCCAAAUACUGAGGUUCGCCUAGCGGUGGCCCAUUGUUUCCGGACCCUCACUACAUCCACAGAUACCAAAGACAUCAUCGCCACUCUUCAAACACUCCACUCCUACCUGGAUGAAGGACCAGAGAGUGAAACCACUCCAGUUCAGCGGGCAGAGUUCAGGAGAGCUCACUUCACCCGAACCCUUCAGUUCCUCGUCAGCAACAUCCAGGCUGACUGGUUGACCAGCCUCACAGCAGCCCAGCUCACAGAGUUAUGGGACGGCCUGUUCCUCAGAGGCCCUCCAGAGCAGACGCUGCUGGUGCUGAUGGAGGGAAUAGGAGAGCUGAGAACCAGCACAAAUCUCGACCACUUGGUCAGCAUCACAGAGAGAUUCCUCCAGAGUGGUCGACUCGCUGACCUGCUGUGGUCCUACUGUCUGGAGACGGGUCCCUCCGACUCCCCCCAGCUCCGAGAGACUCUGCUGGGACGUAUUGUGGCGCUGCCGGACCUCACCGUCAACAGGUUACACCUCAAAAACAAGCCUCUUUUUCGUCCUCAGCAGUACUACCCACUGCUGGCCACAGAGAUGCUCACUGCCCUGGAGCGGACCUGCCAAGCACUCAAAGAUGGCACAGACUGCUCCUUGACUUUCGUGGCUCAGACACUUGGAAAAGUGUGUAUCCAGGGCCAUAGUGGUUUGGUGCUGGCGGUGCUGGCUCCUCGGCUGUCUGCGUGCACGCGCUCAGACAUGGUGUGGCAGCGGGUUUGCUGGAAGCUGCUGGAGAACGUUCCACAGCGGUGGAUGGAGAGCGUGCUCACUGGACUGGUGCAGGCUGUCAGCGGGCCUGAUGCCUUGGGCAGGAUCAUUGGCAAUCUAGUGUUAACAAAUAGAAAGGCCCAGUUUGUCAUAACUCAUAAACUGCUGUUACUGCAGUACAAGUACGAGACUCGUAUCUUGAGAAUUGUUCUGGGUUACCUCGCAGCAGACAGGGAGCGCCGGCCACUGCUCAUCCAGGUGUUACGGUCUGUGUCCCAGGCCUGGGCUAACCCCAGUGCAGUGAAGCACACACCUCUGGAGCAGCAGCUGUAUGUAAGCAAGGCCUUACUGCUGAGUGUGAGUCUGCUGAGAGACUCUGAGUUACAGGAGCUCCGCUCAGAGUUACUUCAGUGUAUGCUGGGCGGCAUGCAGAGCCACCUGGACAGCAGCGUGGUGCGUAUCCGGCGUAUGGGCAUGGUGGUGGGAGAGUGCCUGAGCUCUCGGAUGGAUAUCAAUAAAACCAAGCUCAAGUUUGAGUACGAUCAGGACGAGGAAACUCAAGAGCUGCUUUCUCUGAUGACUCCCAUUACUGGUGAUGAGCCAGAGGCCGAGCCUGUGAACGGAGUUGACUCUCCUCAAGAGACCAGUGAAACAACUCCAUCUACAUCUCAAAAGAAAUCCGAAGCUGACCCAGACUCCGACCUGGACAGCGACGACGAGCUCACUCCGUACGAUAUGUCUGGCGAUCAGGAAUUAAAUAAAGCGUCCCCGCCCCGCUACCUACGAGACUGUCUGGAAGCUUUAAUUUCCUCUGAGGACCCGGUGCGUGUGGAGCUCAGUUUGAGGGUCGCUGAGGGUUUGGUGAGGAAGAACGUCUUUGCAACCAGAGAGAUCAGUGUCCAGCUGACCAAAGUGCUUCUUCACAUGGAGGAUAAAUACACCAUAAAUGGCUUCCUGGGACUCAGACAGGCGACCAUGGUGGCACUCACCGUCACCGACUCUAUCCCUGUGACUCAGUAUUUGACCACAGAGUUUUACUCCUUGAACUACAGUCUUCGCCAGCGGCUCGAUAUCUUGGAGGUCCUUGCUCUGGCAGCGCAGGAGCUCUCUAAGCCAAUCACUGAAAAGAGGAACCCAUCUCUGGGUGUUUCUGCCAGCACUGAUUUGAUUCCAUACCCCGGCGACAACCCCGUUCACUGGCGACAAGUUGUAGAGAAGCGGAUACAGAGCAAGACGAAACGCCUCACUAAGGGUGCCACUCAACCUCCAGCUAAGGCCACCCCUAACCGUUACGCCCCUGUUGCUGGACACUUCUUUUUUCCUCUGCUCAGCAAUUAUGACAAGCCUCAGGUGACCUUUGACCUGUUGGGCGGCGAUCAUCUUGUACUGGGCAGGUUGAUCCACACCUUGGGCCUCUUCAUGCAUCUAGCAGUCAAUGCACCGAUAGCUUCACAGAUGGGUUGUGCUUUACUGGACUUUGUGUGGGCGGUGCGCUACCAUGUUGACCAGAUGGUGAGACGAGGCGUCCUCUUCGCCGUUUGCUCUGUGUUUCUGAGCAUGCCCAGUCAAAACCUGCUGGUGGACCUAAGUGAUCAGCUGUUUGAGACCAGAACUUGGCUGGCAGAUGUGGCCGAAGGAGACCCCGACGCAGAUUGCCGGAAUCUGGCUGUACAGAGUCUGGUACUGCUGGAUAAGAGCCUGAAGAAACAGCUACAAGAUCAACAAGCGCUGAGCGCGGAGUCAUGAUCCGCAGCAUCAACAAUGAACAAUGAAAUACUGAUUGUGUCUCCGACGCAGGGCGGGCUUCACCGUACCUCCGUGUCGUCCUCGCCGAGCCCCGAGGUCGAUGGAAGCGAUGUUCCGGAUAUUUGCCGACACAUUUUCAUAUCCUGAGAACACACACAUCCAACCAGUGGGAAAAAAAGGAGGGCACACGUCUUCUCACAAUGUCUUUCUGCAUAACUAAAUCACGCACACACAAACAUUUCAACACACUGUAUUGUUUAGAUGAAGAUAUUGUGUGUAUGAUUUAUGAAGCAGAUAAAAUAUUGAUUGAAUGGAGGAUAGGAUGCCAUUUUUGUCCAUGAGUAAAAUGUAAGUUAUGAGGAUAUCCUUUUCAACCUCUUUCCUGUACUGGCACAUCUCUUGUUUGUUUGCAGAGGACAUCCUGUGAAUAUUCACGUGAAUUCACAAAUAAUGGAAAUACUACUACUACUUCCCCCCUGUGACAUAAAUGAAACAUGUGUUCAUCUGUAUUUUUCUGAACAAUGGAACAUUUUUUUAAAUAUACAGUUGUUUGUAGUUUUAUUGGUACUGGCCUUGACUUGAUUACCUUGGCAUUAUUUGCGGUCAAUACAGAUUGUUGUAUUGUAAAGUAGGUCAGGAAGUACAGAAGAUAAUCUUAUGAUUGAUUUGCACUUGGCAGCAGUGAACAACUCAUACAAAACAUGAAUAAAAUACAACAUUAUAAGAA
Messenger RNA from Sebastes umbrosus (honeycomb rockfish), 3393 nucleotides. RefSeq names its product TEL2, telomere maintenance 2, homolog (S. cerevisiae) (gene telo2). Gene Ontology annotation, biological process: telomere maintenance via telomerase; protein stabilization. Gene Ontology annotation, cellular component: cytosol. Bases 171 to 2666 code for a protein of 831 amino acids. The record is from RefSeq and is a predicted model, not a curated record. Gene Ontology annotation, molecular function: telomeric repeat DNA binding; Hsp90 protein binding. NCBI's taxonomy places the organism in Eukaryota, Metazoa, Chordata, Actinopteri, Perciformes, Sebastidae. The transcript has 21 exons.